GUCUUCUAGACAUGAUCUUUCGAUCAACAAUAAUCAAUAAUGUCAUUUAAUUAGGCACAAAAUUACACAAAAAUAUGGUGUAGUGAUUAAAUUUGAUUCAAAAUUAAUAAGAAAUGUAGUUCUAAGUCUAACCAACAAUUUCCAAAUUCUAAUGACUACUCCAGUAAGCCUGAAAGACUGCGCAGUUUACGUCGUAUGGCUUGGGAUCUUCUCGAUAUAUUUGAGUCUUUUGACCACGACCGCGCUUGUUGUGGUCUUUACUCAGAGGAAGCGCAGAUCAUCUAUACUCAAGAGUCAGCGGCCGCCGCGCACGCCGUUGUCUGAGCUAGAGUUCAACGUAGCCACCCCCACUGACACAGCCAAGAGUCGCCGCGUCAGCUUCUCGCGAAGGACUGGCGUGGCGGAAUUUGUCACAAAUGAAGCAACCACAACCUGGAAAAACUUUUAUGAAGAGCAAAACAAAUCUUUGGAGAAUUCUGGCAAUGAUUCUGUUGUAAAUGUACCUCGUCAGAUGUCCAUCGGCCAUAUAGGGAAGAGGAUAUUUGACCAACAGUUUGAAGAAGUCGAAAUUGUGGAUAUUGGCACUCUUCAACCAAAGUCACUCGCACAAGACUUUCAUACAUCCCUUAAUAACCUGAAUAUAACCCAACAGCUAGCAUCCCUCGAAUGCCCGAUUGAUGAUAGAAAACUGACUGCCCCAUUUCAAAACUUCGAAUUAAGCUCUUUAACUGAUCAUCAGAGUAAAGUUUUCCGUGAUGAUUUCAGUAUGCCUACUAUGCCUGAAAUGACUAAUCCUAUAGAUAUAAAUUUUUCUAUAAACCCUAUGAGCUCUAAAAAUGAUUGUGAUGAUUUGGAUGAAAUUGUAAAAGAUUUGGGGAGAUCGCAACAUGCAAACGUUGUGUGUCCAGGACCGUUUAACGGUGGCAAUAUGUCUGAAUAUAUUGAAGUUGACUUUAACAUGACACAUGGUAUAAAAAAAGAUGAGUCUGAGAUGUCCAUUACGAGCACAAUACCAAAUCCUGAGGUCCAAGAAGUAUCUAUGAGCAUUUCUUCCAUUCAUAAUAAAAGAAAACUUAACAAUCAAAACAAUUGGAUAGAAGAUAAAGAAAAUAUUGCAAUAAAUCCGUACGUAACACCGAGAGAGUCUAAAAACUUCACUAUAAAUGACUCUGAUCAAAUAUUAGUGUUUGAUGGCAAAAAAUUAACAGUUAAGUCAGAAAGAGAGGCAUUACCAAGUUCGGAUAAAACAGACAAUUUUCGUAGUAAUUUGUUACCAAAUCUCCCCACGGGUACUACGCCGAAAAGGAAAACAAUUGUAUUGAAUACAAAUGACGACUUGCCAAAUUUUAUGUUAGACAAAUCGGCGAUUAUGGGCGAUCAAGUUGAAAGUUCGUAUAAUAUUCCACCAGUUCAACAAAGUUUUAUAUAUAGCGAAAGUGAUGUGUCGAUAAACCAAGCUGUGAAUAAUAAAGUUGAGGCGAACAAGAGAAAAACAAUUGUUUUUGAAGAUGACAUGGGUAAUAUUUCAAUCGCAAAAGCUGUUCCAGCUAAGGUUAUUAUCAAUAAGCAAGAGAAAAGGAAAACUAUUAUAUACGAAAAUGACAAUUCGAAUAUAUCAGUGACUCAAGCCGUUCCUACAAAUAUUAUGGGUUCAAAUAAAACGAUUGGUGAGAAAAGAAAAACUGUUGUGUACGAAAAUGACAUUUCCUUUACCCAAGCGUUACCAGCUAAUUUAAUCAUGAACAACUUAACAAAAGUAUCACAAGAUAAGACGAUGUACUAUGAAGAUGUUGCUGAUAUGUCUGUCACUCAAGUUAUCCCUGACAAUAUAUUUAAUAUAAUGAAAAAUAAGAGUAACAUAAGUAAUAUUUCUAUUACUCAAGCAAUUCCAUCUAAUAUAAUGACUAGAGAUGUAAAACCAAAUGAUUCAGUAAAGACACUAAUUUUUGACACAAAUGAAGAUAUCGAUAUCGAAUUAACGCAAGCAGUUUCCGACAAUGUUUUAUUAGCUGUAAAAAAGAAUUCUGAAAAACGAAAAUCUAUGGGUUUCACACAGGAUGGUGAUAUUUCGUUUACUCAGGCCGUUCCCGCUAAUAUUCUACUUGAAAAAACAAAGGCGAUUGUAUUUGAAGAGGAUGGUGAUAUAUCAGUUACUCAGGCGGUACCGGCUAGUGUUGUAUUUGAAAAAUUUGAAAUUAAAUGUGACCCAGAACCACUAGAAGACGAAAAAAAGAAAUCCGAUAAAAUUAAAAAUGACCUCUGCUUAGAAGAUCAACAUGAAAAGACAUCUAAUGGAAGAAAAACUAUAAUUUACAAUGAUGAGGCCGGAGAUAUUUCAAUGACACAAGUCAUACCAUCUGAUAUUCUUAUGAUGAAAAAAGAAGCUGAGAAAAUGGAUAUAUCUAGUGACCACGAUAUGGUAGACAUUUCUAUGACACACGUUUUACCUACAAAUAUACUAUUGCAAAAAUCUGAAAAUUUUAUGACAGGGGAAUUAUCCAACUUACCUUGGCCCAAUAUUGACAAAAAUGCUCAAAGUAUUUUAACCUUGAAGAAUAGUGAAAACAACGACGUUUUGAUAGAGUUAACUGGCGAUAAUAAGCCCAAACAGCCAUCUGGACUCCAUGAACGUAGUGAAUGUAAUUUGUCAAUGACUAAACCGAUACCAAGUAAUAUUAUUGAUAUUCAGAAAGAAAUUGUUAAAGAGACAGAAGUAUGUGCAGAAAAAAGUGUAAUUAUACCGAAAACUGAAGAUUUGUUGAAAGAUAAUUUGUCCAUCAAGCAAGAUGUUUUAGUUUAUCAAGCGUUGGAGCAAUCUUUUUCUCAAACAGAAGUUGCAACUAGUUUAAAAAUAUCUCCUUCAGAAAGUGAAAGUAUUACCAAAGAAUCGAAUGAAUCCUUAGUUAAUAAAGAAAAUUUAACCAUAAAUCAUUCAUUUGUCACAGAAUCCAAAACUACUUUAGAUAAUAAGAACAAAGAGGGUUUUCUCGAAGAAAAAUAUAACACGGAAAAAGAACGUGUAAGCAAAAAAAACUCAGCAGUAAGUCAAAUUAUAGUUAAAUCUCGUGACGAACAAGUAAAAGCGAAGAAAUCUUUUCUAAACGAGCUAUUGGAUAUGUCAAAUGCUUCAAUGGAAUCGGUUGCCAGAAAUAAUGUGAACGAAUCUGCGAUCGUUGCAGACAAAUCAGCUAUUGGUGAUAUGAAAUCAAAGAGUGAAGGAAAAUCUAAUGAAAGCCUUUUUAUCAUAACGAGGGAUAGUGAUGAUGACGAAAACAAAGACAAUCAUGUUUCAGAACAUUUAGGAGUAAGUUUAACAAAUGAUGCAAAUCAAAGAGAUACUAGACAUCAACCUGCUAUUGAAGACAUUAAAGAAUCUGAUGACGUUCAGGAUUUACACAAUAAGAUUGCUGAAUUAAAAGCCGUUGAUCAACGAAAAAGAACCUCUAACCGACAUUUCGAAAGAGUUAUUAGCAGUGACUUAUAUGACGACACAGAAACUUUGAAUAAGUCUGAAACUAAAGAGAAAAGUAUGACAAAAAGUAAAAAAUCUUUCAAACAGGCGGACAAUACAAGGGAAUUGUUAGGAAUGCUUUCUGACUUCACUGAAGGAGAGAAUGAAGAGUUAGAAAAAUAUGUUAUGAGUAAAAAAUAUGAGUUAGAAAUAUAUGAAAAACCGACAUCCACGAUAGAGAUGAAAGAAAAUUUAGCAAUUGAAAACAAAUGUGAACCGAAACGUUUAACUUUCAUGCAAAGAAGACAGUCAAUAGUUUUGAGCAGAGAAGAUUUGUUACACAAUAUUUCGAUGGCUCAAGCUGCAUUGCAACAAUCUAGAUUUGAAGUAGACGAGAAUGAAAGCAUUGAGGAUACCCAUGAUUCACCAGAGAUAGUAGAGGAGGAAAAAUCUCGAAGAAAGUCCGUCAGGAUUAGUAACGAAGUCGUGAAAACCUUACACUUUGAGGAAGACGAGUCUAUAACUGAAGCAAGUUUGAAAACGUCGCCUUUAAAGAAAACUGCUUUCGGUGAAACGUCGUACAUGAAAGAGAAUAAGGCGAAAGUUAUUCCCAGUUACCUUAAAGACGUAUCAGACAACCUAAAAGCUCUUAUGAGUGAUCUAGUGAAACCAAUGGCGGAUGUUAUACCCUUCGAUGCAGUUGGCUUAGACAAAUCGUUAAAAUCUUCAGUUUCCACGUGUAGUACACAAAUACAAGCUAAUUUAGUUACUUCGAGUCAAAUAGAUGUUGAUGUUGAAUUACAUUCUAAUUGCGAGUCGGUUGAAAAUAUCAAAAACGUUAAAACCAAUCUGUCAACUAAUAAAGCAUUUGUAGAGAAACCUACUUCACAUAAAGCAGAUCGCACAUUAACGCGUUCUGUUCAAUCCGUCUCAAUAUCUGCCUCUAUGGAAAUCGACGAUUCCCCCCCAAAAUCUCCAAUCUUACAAACUAGUAUUAAAAAUCCAAUUCCCCAUUCCCCAGUUAAAGGACCUAUAAUAGUAUUUGACCAUCACAAUCCUCUAAACAACGUUCUGUUAGCACCGGUAGAUGGUGUCAAAAUGCAUAAAUAUAACCCUAUAAAAUCUACGGAAACCAUGCAUUCGGAACACGAGAAUUCCACUCAAAUGGAUGAGAAGGUUAAUGAAAAUGAUAUUGAAGUUGAGAGGUUGUCUACACAUUAUAAAGUGGAUAGUGUAGUAUGCCAGCAAUCAACGCUUCAAGCAGGUGAUAAUUGUGUUGAAAUAUUGAAAGAUACCACCAGCUUAAUCUCGAAUGUUAGCAAACCUAUAUCGAUCGAUCGUUCGACGGAAGGAUUGUUGACCGAAGUUAAAAACACUGAAGUAAAUACUUUAAUUACUAUGAAAGAAAAUAAAGUGCUUCUAGAAGCAAGUUCUUCGCUUACUCUAGUAGACGAUGCGCUCGCACGAAGCGAUUUCGAUGUUAAAAUUGAAGAUAAAACAACAGAAGACGGUAAAAAAUCGCCUCUCAGAGUAAUUUACCAAAUGGAAACAGAUGGAGAAUUGCUAGAGAAAAUCGAUUCUGACGUAGCAUCAUCAAAAUCGAAUGUCGAUGACGACAGCGACAAUUCGAAUAUAAGAAAACGUAGCUAUAGUCCAACCAAAAGAAACCAGGAUAGUAAAUCGAAUAUGGAAAUAACUCCGAAACCUGUUAAUAAAAUGCAAAAAAUGUCCAACAGUGUUAACAAAAAAAUCGAACGUCUCGACGAAUUGAUAAUGUGUUUGGAUAAAAUGGAAUCGGUUACAGACAUGGGCGAAAAUUCUUCAAGUGUUAAAUCUAACAAAAAAUCGUCUAAAAAGAGAAGUCCGAAAUGUGAUAAAGUUGUGGUACAACGAGUUAGUACAGAAUAUAGUAGAGAAAUGGAUAAGAAACCUCUAGAAUCUACAGAUUCAUUGAGAAAUUUUGACGAUGGUGCGAAGAGUAUGAAAACAGAGAGCUCGUUUACAAGUAGCAAACGCGUGAGAGAGAUGCAAGAUGUUGAAAGUGCGUCGACCAACCAGUUCAGCAACACGUCGAGUAAGGACUGUAUGAAUUGGCAGACUGAUCUUGACGUUCCGAGUUCGAGAAAUCUUUCACAGUGCAGUUCCACUCAUUCCAAUGUCAACGUGGUCGAUAAGAUCAAUAUGCUGAGGUUUAUGGGACGCGAGUGUGAAUGGGAGUCAUCGGGCAGCGACGUGUGGAUGUUUCGCUUGCUGCGCUCGCGCAUACGACUCACGGCGCGACUGUCGCACCGGCAUCACAACGCGGCGCGGUCGCGCGUGCUGGCCGACACGCCGCUAGAGGCCGUCACUGUGGACCCCAUACGACAAGAAGUGGAGGACCCGCUGGCAGCGGUCUGCAUCCGCUUCGCCGCCGAGGCGAUGCGGUACGAGUGUACGCGGGGCGGCGGCUGCGCGCGCGCCGGUGACGUCACAGCGCUGCUCAGGCGCUGCGCGCACGUCGCGCGCGUGGCGCUGCGCUGGGCGCGCUGCAUGCGCGACGCGAGGUACCGCCUCGCCUACACCAUCACUCCGGACGGCGAGGUGACGCUCAAGGUGGCUAACAUCCGCCUCCGCUCAGUGUGGGAGGUCCGCCUACGUUUGGAGCUCGUGGUAGGGGACGCGCAGGAGGGCGCGUGGCCCCGCGCGAGUCAGCUGCGCGCCUGCGCAGUGCUGGCCGACUGUGCAGCGCCGGGAGAAGUCGAUAUCGCGAAGCUCGCUUCACACUUACCUCGUGACUGGAGACACGCGCCGGCCACUAUAUGGACAGUGUUUAGGUACCUGAAAAACAAGACGCAAGAAGACGACCAGUUCCUUGGUUUAUAAAUUAAACUAAUGUUAUCUUAAGCACAUUUCAUUUAUUUUUAUUUAAAAUACAUUUUAAUAAAGUUUAGCCUCUGACAUCAAGAAAUGAAAUACUUAGAAUUUAAUUCGAAUAUUAAAUCGCACUGUGAGACUCGUUACAAGACUGAAUUAUAUUUGUUACUAAAUUGCACAACCAUUUUUAUAAAUGUAUGUAUUAAAUAGUGAAUAUUUUUUAUCUGAUUAGGGAUUAUGGGUUUUAGCAGUCGGCAAGUAAUUUUUGCAAGUUUUGCGUACUAAAACUGGCUUGCAAUUGUACAAGUGACAUGAAUAACAGACUUUGCUAUUGCUAGUGAUCACUUUACAAGAAGUUA
Maniola jurtina (meadow brown) is the source of this 6663-nucleotide messenger RNA. RefSeq lists its product as uncharacterized. NCBI's taxonomy places the organism in Eukaryota, Metazoa, Arthropoda, Insecta, Lepidoptera, Nymphalidae. Bases 152 to 6313 code for a protein of 2053 amino acids. The transcript is spliced from 7 exons. The record is from RefSeq and is a predicted model, not a curated record.